This is a messenger RNA of Lineus longissimus, 961 nucleotides long. RefSeq names its product helix-loop-helix protein 13-like. NCBI's taxonomy places the organism in Eukaryota, Metazoa, Nemertea, Pilidiophora, Heteronemertea, Lineidae. Gene Ontology annotation, molecular function: DNA-binding transcription factor activity, RNA polymerase II-specific; protein dimerization activity; RNA polymerase II transcription regulatory region sequence-specific DNA binding. Gene Ontology annotation, biological process: regulation of transcription by RNA polymerase II; developmental process. The coding region runs from base 83 to 679 and encodes 198 amino acids. The record is from RefSeq and is a predicted model, not a curated record. The transcript has 2 exons.
CGAGAGUGAACUUGUAUUCUACAGUCAAGAAAACUCGCGUUAUUUUUCUCGGCGCGGCUGUUCGGGACAAGGUGACAAGAACAUGACUGAUGGUAUUUUUGGCGGGGGCUACUGCCACCAGCAAGAAGGAUAUUACCCGCUUCAGAAGGAGAACGCACCACGGACAGACUACACACACUCAAACAUGUACCCGUACCCCGAAGACGGAGGAAACUUCGACGCGCCGUCGUGCGCAUACGGUCAGGGCGGACCCUCAUACCCGAGUGCAGAAGGCCAGGGAGAAAUAGAGUACCAAACCGACGAAAAUGGACAAUACAUUCUUGGACCGGGUGGAUAUAGAAUAGAACGUCAUGCGGCAAAUAUUCGUGAAAGAAAACGCAUGUUGAGUAUUAAUUCGGCGUUUGAAGAACUACGGUACCACGUUCCAACGUUUCCUUACGAGAAAAGGCUGUCAAAAAUUGACACUUUGAGACUGGCGAUUGCUUACAUUGCAUUGUUGAGGGAUAUUUUGAUGUCUGGACGGGACCCAGUUCAGUUUAUCGAAAACUCGAUGAAAAACGGAACGAAGGAGACGGCAGAAUGGAACACGAGUGAUUUGACAGCUCGACUUUCGUGGAUCAAGUGGGAAUGUCUGGGUGUAAAGCGACGCGGAAACCCGGCAGGAUACAGCAACUCGUGAUCGGAAAAUUGCUGAAAACAAUGGCAAGUUUUCUGCAAUCACAUUCCAAAAUACUUUGUUGGCUGAAAAAAAAUUGGCAGGUUUGUGUCGUAAACACAUUCCAAAAUAAUUUGUUGGCUGAAAAAAUUGGCAGGUUUGUGUCGUAAUCACAUUCCAAAAUACUUUGUUGGCUGAAAAAAUUGGCAGGUUUGUGUCGUAAUCACAUUCCAAAAUACUUUGUUGGCUGAAAAAGUUGAAUUGGCAGGUUUGUGUCGUAAUCACAUUUCAAAUGACUUUGUUGGC